GUUCCGGAUAAUGUUGACAAUCUUCUCAGGAACUCCGUAGUGUCGAAGAAGUUUCCAUAAUGUUCUCCUAUCUACACUGUCAAAUGCCUUCUCAUAAUCAAUGAAGUUGAUGUAGAGUGACGAGUUCCACUCAAUUGAUUGUUCGACGAUGAUCCGUAGUGUCGCAAUCUGGUCUGUGCACGACCGGUCCUUACGGAAUCCAGCUUGUUGAUCUCGAAGUUGAGCGUCUACUGCGUCUUUCAUCCUGUUCAGUAACACUCUGUUGAAGACUUUACCCGGUAUUGACAGUAGUGUAAUGCCUCUGUAGUUUUCACACUUGCUCAGAUCUCCUUUCUUUGGAAUCUUGAUGAGGUGUCCUUCUUUCCAGUACAUCGGCACUCGUUCCUCCUCCUAAAUCUUUUUGAAUAGAAGGUGAAGCAUGCUUGUAGUUACUUCGAUGUCUGACUUCAACGCUUCAGCUGGUAUAUUGUCAGGUCCUGCUGCUUUCGCGCUCUUGAUUUGUCUGAUGGCCAUUCUGAUUUCUUCCGUCGUUGGUGGAUUGGCAUCUAUAGGAAGAUCUGUGUGCUGCUUCGAUGUCCGGUGGGUUCGUUGGAGCCGGCCUAUUCAGGAGUUCCUCGAAGUACUUUACCCAUCUGUUCUACUGUUGUUGAAUUUCAGUGAUUGGUCUUCCUUCUUUGUCUUUGAUCAAUCCAUCUGGUUUCCUAUUAUCUCCCUUCUCGUUUCUUCGUUGUAUCGUAAAGCUGUUUCAUAUUUCCUUCACUUGAAGCUUUUUCCGCCGUCGUUGCUAGUUCUUCCACGUAUUUCUGCUUGCCGGUUCUAAUGCUCUUCUUCACUAGCUUGUUCGUUUCUAUGUGCUCAGCUUGUGCUUGAACCUUCUCUGUUCGUGUUCGGCUGUUAUUAAUUGCCGUCUUCUUGUUCUUCCUUUCUUUG
Messenger RNA from Schistosoma spindalis, 930 nucleotides. Lineage: Eukaryota; Metazoa; Platyhelminthes; Trematoda; Strigeidida; Schistosomatidae. The record is from the annotation of a GenBank genome assembly.